This is a messenger RNA of Centruroides sculpturatus (bark scorpion), 1219 nucleotides long. Its product is annotated as serine/threonine/tyrosine-interacting protein A-like. The coding region runs from base 125 to 772 and encodes 215 amino acids. The record is from RefSeq and is a predicted model, not a curated record. The transcript is spliced from 11 exons. Gene Ontology annotation, molecular function: protein tyrosine/serine/threonine phosphatase activity; F-box domain binding. Gene Ontology annotation, biological process: protein dephosphorylation; negative regulation of SCF-dependent proteasomal ubiquitin-dependent catabolic process; negative regulation of protein binding. Lineage: Eukaryota; Metazoa; Arthropoda; Arachnida; Scorpiones; Buthidae. Gene Ontology annotation, cellular component: cytoplasm; nucleoplasm.
GUCAUAACUUCAUGCCGCUUUCUGUCAUUAAUUAAAUAUAGAAGGAUUUAGGGAAGAAUUACUGAAGUACAUUUUUAUUUAAUAGUGAAUUAGUUCUCAAGAAACGAAUGUGAAUGGGUUGAUAAUGGACAGAAUAAAGUUUCCAUCAUUACCAGAUGCUGAAGAAACUGUGGAAUGGACUUACUCAAUGAGAAGAGAUAUGCAGGAAAUUAUUCCUGGUUUGUUCUUGGGGCCAUAUUCUGCAGCUAUGAAAUCAAAGAUUGAACAACUAACACAGUCUGGUGUUACACACAUUGUUUGUGUAAGACAGGAUAUUGAAUCUCAUUUUAUCCGUCCAAAUUUCCCAGAAAAAUUCAAGUAUCUUGUAUUGGAUAUUGCUGAUACAGUGACAACUAAUAUUAUUCAACAUAUACCAAAGGUAAAAUUUUUUAUUGAUGAUUGUUUAUAUUGUAGAGGGAAAGUAUUAAUACAUGGAAAUGCUGGAAUUUCAAGGAGUGCUACUCUGGUUAUAGCAUAUAUUAUGGAAACAUAUGGAUUAUCCUAUAAAGAUGCAUUUUUACGUGUUCAACAGAAAAGGUUCUGCAUAAAUCCAAAUGAAGGUUUUGCUCAGCAGCUCAGGGAAUAUGAACCAAUAUAUAAAGCAAAAUUAACAUUACAAAAUGGUGAAACAUCUCAAGUCACUGGUAAAUUGAAAAGGAGGAUACAAGAUGUAGAAGAUUCAGAUAGAGGUAACGAUAGCAUGGAUAUAUGUGAAGAAUCUGUUCCAUCAUGACUAGGACCUUUUGUCUGUGUUAAAAAUAUAACACUAUUCAUUUGAAAAUACUCCAAAAACUCUAGAAGUUGGUAAACAUUAAUUUGAGUCACUGUUAAUAAAAAAUCAUUAUGCACGUGACAAAAUCCAGCCCUGCACUGCCUCCGAACAGAUGCAAUUGAGGAUGAUAUUAUUGAAUGGUGUACAGGUUGUUUAAGUAAACUGAAUUCUCAGUUUUGAAUUUUUUACAAAACUAUUAUAAAAAAAAACCUCUCUUGUACUUAACGUUGUCAGAUGUCUAAAUGAACAAUUACUUUGCUUUAUUUAUGUUUAAAGAUUGAUUAUAUUGUUCACGUAACAAAUUAGUAAUUCAACAGAAAAUUAAAUAAUUAUUUGAGUGAAAUGAUCUCAAUAAGAAUAAUAAUUCCUAAAUAAUUUUGUUAUUUGAACAUUUAAUCAGAAAGCAAU